Cololabis saira (Pacific saury) is the source of this 4946-nucleotide messenger RNA. RefSeq names its product Rho GTPase activating protein 4b (gene arhgap4b). The coding region runs from base 326 to 3214 and encodes 962 amino acids. Gene Ontology annotation, biological process: negative regulation of cell migration; signal transduction. Gene Ontology annotation, cellular component: cytoplasm. Gene Ontology annotation, molecular function: protein binding. The record is from RefSeq and is a predicted model, not a curated record. Lineage: Eukaryota; Metazoa; Chordata; Actinopteri; Beloniformes; Belonidae. The transcript has 24 exons.
AUCUGACAGAUUCAAACACCGACACCGCUCUGUGCGGACGCGCGGUGUUUUUACGCGUGUGUGUGUGACAGCGUGAACAGGGGGAUGAGAGGAAGAAAAGAGGGAUGAGAGGAGAGGCGGAGAGCGGAAUAAAAGACAGAGAGAGACAGAGGAGGACCGGAGAGCGAGGCCACUUCCCCUAUGGACCGGGCACCGUUCAGACUCCAGCGACCCUGAUGUGGACGCGGCUGUAGAGGUCCAGCCUGCAGGUCCAGAGGUUUCCCCAGGGGGAAGGCUGUGAGGCUGCCGGAGGAGGACCAGAGGCCAGGGGGUCCAGGGAUCCAAGAUGAUGACGUCACACGGAAAGCUGAGGAGGGAGAAGGGGAGUCUGGCUGAGUACGAGUCGCAGAUGAAAGACCUGCGGGCCCAGCUGACGGACCAGAUAAAGAUUCUAGACUCCCAGGUGGAGGUGAAGCAGCAGCAGCUGUCCGACCUGUCGGAGUUCCUGCGCCGCCGGGGCGACAUCGAGGCCGAGUACGCCCGCGCCCUCGACAAGCUGACCGAGAGGUUCACGCACAAGACUAAAAAGAAGGAGCAGUGGGGUCAGUCGGUCAGCCAGGUCUGGUCCGUGCUGCUGACCCAGACCCGGCUGGAGAGCCGGGAACACGCCGCCCUGGGCGACACCUGCUGCAACACGCUGACGCAGAGGCUGGUGUACAGCACGGAGGACACGCACCGGCUGCACAAGCGGAGCAAAGAAAUUGGAAUCCAGAUGCAGGAUGAGUUGCUGAAAGUCACCACUGAGCUGCAAACGGCCUUGAAGGUGUACAACCAGUACCACACGGACUGCCUGAUCGCCGAGGGGAAGCUGAAGGAGGCCGAGCGGCUGGAGGAGCGGCAGACCGGCAAGUCGGCCGACCUCGUCCUCGGCCUCGGCCAGUCCAUCGGCCAGAAGAGAAGCUCCGUCAAGAAGAUGGAGCGACUGAUGGAGAAGAGGCACGGCAGGGUGCAGGAGACCCAGCUGAAAUGUACGAAGGCUCGCAACGACUACCUGCUGAAUCUGGCGGCGUCCAACGCAGCCAUGAACAAGUACUACCUGCAGGACGUCAGCACCCUCAUCGACUGCUGUGACCUGGGCUUCCACCUGUCGCUGGAGAGGGUGAUGAAGUGCUACCUGAGCAGCCGCUGGCGCAUCCAGAAGACGGAGGAGACGGGCCUGAAGCAGCUGGAGUCCGCCGUCACGUCCCUGGACCAGAGCGGAGACCGGGACGCCCUGCUGCAGCAGCACGACGCCGCCUUCUGCCUCCCGUUCAGGUUCAACUACCACCCUCACGAGGGCGACCAGGUGUGCGAGGUGAGUGCGGAGAGCCAGGUGAGGUAUGAGCUGGAGACCAGGUUCCAACAGCUUCAGUCUCGAAUGGCAGCUGUCACCUUGGAAACGGAGGAGGUCAGUAAAACGCUGAAAGCCACGCUCGCGGGCCUCCUGGACACUAUCUGCGACAGCGACUGUAACCCCUCCCCCGACAUAUCCAGCAGCCUAUCACACGAGGCCCUGGGCACAAGCUCCGCCCCCAAACUCACACUUGCCAAACGUCGAGCCAAUCAGCAGGAGACAGAGACCUACUACUUCACAAAAGUGAAGGAGUUCCUCACCAGCAGCUCUCUGGCCUCCAAACUUCAAGCCAAACACGAUCUUCUGCAAGAUGCCAUACAGAAAGCCGAGGCCGUCGACAGUGACCCCUCCAGAAUGCAAUGCGCUCGGUCAGUGCGCGUUCGGAAGUCCAGACCCAUUUCCCAAUUCUGCCACAAACUCUUCACCUCAGACAUGCUCUCCUACAUUCAGAGCUCCGGGCAGCAGAUUCCUGUGGUGGUCGAGAGCUGCAUCCGCUUCAUCAACCUUCACGGUCUUCACCAUGAAGGGAUUUUCAGAGUUCCCGGCUCGCAGAGGGAAGUCAACGUCAUCAGAGACUCAUUUGAGAGAGGAGAGGAUCCGCUGUCGGACAGCGAGUGUGAUCUGGACUCCGUGGCCGGCGUGUUGAAGCUUUACUUCAGGGGCCUGGAGCCGCCCCUGUUCCCCUACGACAGCUACUCCCCGCUGCUGGAGUGUGUCCAAAUCGAGGGGGAAACGGAAAAAGCUGUCCAGAUUAAGGAGACGGUGUCCACCUUCCCGCGGCCGCUCCUCAUCGUGAUGCGCUACCUCUUCGCUUUCCUCAACCACGUGUCUCAGUACAGCGACGAGAACAUGAUGCAACCCUACAACUUGGCCGUCUGCUUCGGCCCGAGCCUCCUGAGGGGGCUGGACUCCGAUGAUGCUGUUGCUAGGCAACCGCAGGUUAACGACCUCGUCAAGACCCUGAUCCUCCAGCAUGACGUCAUCUUCCCCGGCCAAUCGGAGCUGCCGGGACCCAUCUAUGAGAAGCACAUGACUCUGGAGCAGGAGUACUGUGAACCAAUCACAGAGGAGGGAGACGGAGAGGCGGAGCAUUUGCCCAGCGAGGACGAGUGGGAGGCGAUUGCUAUGUUCGACUACGUGGCCAGAUCUCCUGCAGAACUUUCCUUCAAGCAGGGAGACUCUCUCAUGCUCCACAGCAAGGCCUCUUCUGAUUGGUGGAGAGGUGAAGUGGGAGGAGUUAAAGGUCUUAUACCUCACAAGUACAUCAGCGUGCUGGAAGGGUCAGAGCGAGGGAAAAGAGAAGAAGGAGGAGGAGGAGGAGGAGGAGGAGGAGGAGGAGGAGGAGGAGGAGGAGGAGGAGGAGGCAGCACUGGAAACCUGGCAGCAGAAGAUCCACACUCAGAAAACCCAACUCGGAUGCGGGUGAACAGCGAUAGCGCUUCGUUGCCAGGGAGACAGAGAGGAAGUGAGGGGAGCCCGAGUAGAAAGCCACAAACUUCCCCCGCCACACGACACGUACCAGUUUCUCAGGAGCGAAGACACACCUUGGAUAAUCUGAGACUGGUCAGCGGCCGGCCGUCGGACAAACCCGCGUUUGUUCAGCCGGAGAGAGCACCGGUCGAUAAGGAGAUGAUCAGCCGCCAGAUGAACUCCGUCUUCAAGGAGCUCCUGUCCCGCCAGCCCCCGCUUCAAUCCUCCACCUUCGCCGCCCCGGCCGCCCCUCCUCCGGCCUCGUCUUCGUCCUCCUCCUCAUCCGCCGCCCCUCUCCAACAAACUGCCCCCUCGGCCAAAAAAGGAGGGUUCGGUCUCCGAGGCCGAGCUCUUUUCAGACCGGUGGACUGAGAGCCGGACGGAGGAGAGCCGGGAGGAGGAGAGGGGGAUUGCUGAUUCGUUGUCUGACAAUGAUGAUUAUUAUGCUGAUGCCGUCGAGGCGACUGGUGAAAAUCUUGAUUUAUUUUUAUUUUUGACACCUGUAAAAUAAUUGCGUCUGCCAUCUCAUAGUGCCACUAGUCUCGGUGCCGUGUAACUGUCUGUCAAGUGUGUCUGUUUUCCAGCCGGUUUUGAUCUUUUUUUUUUUCUUUUUUUCUUUUUUUUGCGGUCUGUUUAGUCUCCGAGUUAUUACAACUUUUGGAGAAUCGGGGAUGUGACUUCAGCAGAGAUAUCAGCACUUUUAAAAGUGGUCGGUAUGGUUCUGAACCUGUACAUCAUCGGAAACGCAAUGCUUACGCUGCCCCCUAGUGGCAGGUCUGAGAUCAGCUCCCACUGGCGUUUGCUUUAUUCUAGAAACAAAACUGAUCUGGGGCCUGUGUUUAGGAGUGCCUUCACGUGUGUCCCUCUUAGCAUUUACCGGAGUUCUCUCGACAAGACAAGAUUUAAACCCGUUUAAACUUGUCCUAUUAAAUAAAAGAAAUAAAAUGUGAACCAGUAGGAUGUGUAUGGACUUAAAAGUGUUCAGUGUUUUAAGAUAAACUCAAAUUUUCAUGGUACACAACUUCAUUAUUCUUCAUUUCUAAAUAACGGCUGACAUUGUGAGCAGCACCUUCAUCUCGUCCUAACUUUUGUAUCAUGAAGGUUGUUUUUGGUGACUUCAAAUAGAAUUGUGUCUAUAGUAAAAAAAACAAAACAACACACAAUUCUACCUAUCAAGUUCAUCACAAAAGGUGUUUUGCAGUUCUCGUUUGAUUUUAAGUGCUCUAUUCGCCUAUGUUAAUUAGUUUCUUCUUAAUUCACAAAAUGCACAAAAUUAACCAAAUAAACCAAAGAAAUCUUAGCGUUUAAAGAACCACACUAUCAUUGGACAGUAAGGAGUGUCAUCUUUUAUUAGGGAUUACAACAACGUCACUAAAGAACACAUAGCAAUUGAAAGAUCCUCGUGUUCAUUUGUCUGGUGCACCAUAAGAAAACCAGUGAAAUAGAAACAAAGUUAAUACAAGCUUUUAUUAUAUCAUGCACAAUGUUUUCUGGCCGGAGGUUCACUUUUCUCAAACCACAUAGGCUGGAGAGAAAUGCACAUAGUGGUCGAUCCAGUCGUAUUUAUACUAAAAAUCCCUCCAGACGAGUCAAAAUAGUUUAGUAUCCGUACAAAAACUGUAGAGGUGGCUUGUUUGUGCAGGUAUCUCUGCCUCCGGUCGCCACCUCCUUGUCAGACGUCCGUACGAGUCAAAUCCUGAUAUCGCACAAACUACUAUCAAUAGACGUUGUGGCCUCUGCUUCCGUAGAACUGGACCAGAACAGGUAAGCGAUGAACGGAUGGAGGUAUUUGUUCAGUACUCUUUAUACACUUCCUUUGUACACUUAAGAGAGUUAACUUCGCUUCAGUGUGUCUCUACGGACCCUGUCCACGCUAUCACUGACAUGUUAUCACAUCUUUGAGUGUUGUUAGAGGCUAAAAGUAGCAAUUAAGGUAGAACAAUUGCUUCAAGUAUUAACGUUUACUUUCAUUUUGCUUAAAACGCUCAUUUUAUUUAGGUAGUUUUGGUCCCUAAUGAAAUAUAGCACUCCUUACCGUGUAAUAAUAGCAUUAGAUUUGUUUUAACUGUAGAAUGGCACUUAAAACUAAUAACUUUUAAUGUUU